Messenger RNA from Eupeodes corollae, 1102 nucleotides. RefSeq names its product zinc finger protein 706-like. NCBI's taxonomy places the organism in Eukaryota, Metazoa, Arthropoda, Insecta, Diptera, Syrphidae. The record is from RefSeq and is a predicted model, not a curated record. Bases 267 to 503 code for a protein of 78 amino acids. The transcript is spliced from 3 exons.
CCCACAAUCAUCGUAUCAUCCGAAAAAAAAAGAAGAACAAAAUUGAUUGCGAAUGCGAAUUCAAUCUUCUUCUCGACUCGAGUAGAAAGCAAAACUAAAAUUCUUCACUAAAUUUCCCCCCAACACAAAUUUUUAAACAAAAAACCUGUCCGCAGGUUUUGGAAAAUCAUUCCAAGAGUUCAAUAAUUUCGGAUAUAUCAGCCAAACAAAACAUCUUGUUUCUUUAUUUCCUUCUCUAAUAAAUCAUUAGAUACAAAGAAAGGAAAAUGGCACGAGGACAUCAGAAAAUCCAAUCCCAAGCUAAGGCAGCUGAGAAGCAGGCCAAAAUGAAGAAGCAACAAGGACACAGUGCAACUGACCAGAAAAAGGCUGCACAAAAGGCCCUCGUCCACGUUUGUGCUGUUUGUAAGUCACAAAUGCCUGAUCCCAAAACGUACAAGCAACAUUUUGAAAACAAACAUCCCAAAAAUGAAAUGCCUGCCGAUCUGAAGGAUGUCGUCUAAAAAAACAUAAACAAAAACCUAAGGACAACGAGAAAACAAAUCCUUCUGUCUUAAAAAAAAAAAAAACUAUUUAAUUUUCUAAUUAUUCUUUUUUUGUAUUAAAUAAUUUUUAUUUUUGUUUUAUAAAGAGAAAAGAAAAAUGCAACAAAUAUCCUGAUUUAUAUAUACAAAUGAAAACAAUAAGAAGGAAAAAGAAAAAAACAAAACAAAACAUAAAAAAGAAUCGUAUAUAUCUAGUAAAUUUAAGGGAAGAAUAACAAAAACAAAACAAAACAAAAAACCAGCUAAAAAGAAGAAGGAAGAUGAUAUUAUUGAUAUAAAAAUUGGUGUUUCUUUUCUUCGACAAAAAAAAAUAAAUAAAGAAAUUAAUUAAAUAUUAACGAAAUGAUGGCGUGUGUGACGGAUGUGUGUGUACAUUGAAGACUCAACAGCAGCAUUUCUGACUAUUAAUAUGUAAAAACAACAACAAAACAAAAAAAAUAAACGACUGCUUUUGCUUUUUGCAAGAGUGAUGGAAAAAAAGAAAACAAAACAAAAAAAUGUAACUCACUUGUGAAUUUUUAAUUUGUAUUUAAAUAAAAAUAUUAAAACAAAACAAA